Molecule: messenger RNA, 2322 nt
Organism: Oncorhynchus kisutch (coho salmon)
Lineage: Eukaryota; Metazoa; Chordata; Actinopteri; Salmoniformes; Salmonidae
Exons: 9
Coding region: 7-633 (208 amino acids)
Cellular component (GO): nucleus
Source: RefSeq, a predicted model, not a curated record
UUUACCAUGGCAACUAGAGCCGCGUACUUUUCCCCGUCGGAAGCACAAAUCCUCAUGGAGGCAUACGAGGAGGUAAAAGAUAUAAUUAAGAAGAAAGGCAACACCGCCACAGUGAUAAAGCAAAGAGAAAAAGCGUGGCAAAGUAUUGCAGACCGCCUGAAUGCAUUAAACAUGAACGGGCCAAAACGGACAUGGCAGCAGAUCAAAUACAAGAACAUUCUGCAGAAUGCAGUGAAAAAGAAUACCCACAGACAAGGCACGGGUGGUGGGUCACCAAAGGCUGACCUUACCCCAGCAGAGGACAUGGCCUUGGAGCUAAAUAAAGGCAGGCCCGUCUUAGAGGGGAUCCCUGGGGGGAAAGAGACGAGCAUAGGUUCCUCCCAAGAUGCCACCCGCUUCAUUCAAGUGUCUGGCAGCACUGUGUUCCUGUUAGAGCCACCAGCACAAGCACCAGACGAUGCUGAUCCAGGUGAAGGCCCCAGUGCAGCAGCAACAGCACAUGAUGGAGACGAUGAUGAGGAGGAGACCAUCUCUCUGGAUUCCAGAAGGCAUGAGGACCCAGAUGCUAUACAGUGGGAAAACCAGCCUGGCAACAUACUCCAAGAAGAUGACACAGCUCAAAAUAAAAAUUAGCAAUCAGUACAACCAAGUCAUCGUUAUAAGGCAUCGCCCUCUUUUGCCCACCCCCCCAGCACCAGGUGUGGCCACUAGCCUAUAUGAAGGCCCAAAAUUGUGUGUUCCUUUCUGCUCUGACAAUGGCAUGCCCAUUCGUGCGAGAUGUGGUGGAUGAAGAAGCACUUGUGCUGAGGAGAGCCUUCAGGCGAGAAAGGGUCUUCAGGGACCGGUUGGACCCACUGGCCUUCCCUGAUGACCAUCUAUAUGAAAGAUACAGGUUUUCUGCAGAUGGCAUCAGGUAUCUAUGCAGACUACUGGGUCCCAGGAUUAAGCACCGCACUGCACGGAGCCAUGCACUGAGUGUGGAGCAAAUGGUUUGUGUGGCCUUGCGCUUUUUUGCUAGUGGAGCCUUCCUGUACUCAGUGGGGGAUGCAGAACAGCUGAACAAGGCCACAAUUUGACGCACAAUAAGGAGUGUGUGUCUGGUUAUCAAAGCAUUAGCAGAUGUCUUCAUCUCCUUCCCUGGCCACAGAAGACUCUGUGACAUCAAAGAGGAGUUCUAUAGGAUUGCAGGUAAGAGGAUCUACAAAUUACAGGACAACUGUUAACACAUAGUAGGAUACUCAUUACUUUGUGUGACAGGUUUCCCCAAUGUCAUUGGUGCAGUGGACUGCACACACAUAAGGAUAAAAGCCCCCUCAGGUGCCCAUGAGGCCGAUUUUGUGAAUAGGAAAUCCUUUCACAGCAUUAAUGUUCAGGUGAACAUAACUUUUUGAUAUUGUCCAUUGACGAACACUCUGCAUUGCCAGUGAUGUGCAUUGAUUGGUGUAAUAUUCCUCAUCUUAUGAUUUCAGAUGGUCUGCAAUGCUGACUGUGUGAUCAGCAAUGUUGUGGCAAAAUGGCCUGGCUCAGUCCAUGACUCCAGAAUCUUUCGGGCCUCUGAAAUCUAUCACAAGGUGAAUUCUCUGGUGUGUUGCUGGGAGACAGGGGGUAUGGCUGCCAGCCUUUUCUCCUGACACCUUUCACAGACCCCCAGGAAGCACAGCAGGCCUACAACCAUGCCCAUGCCAGGACCAGGGCCAGAGUUGAAAUGACCUUUGGCCUCCUGAAGGCACGCUUUCACUGCCUUCACAAAUUAAGGGUCAGCCCUGUUAGGGCAUGUGAUAUUACUGUGGCUUGUGCUGUCCUCCACAAUGUGGCCUGCCUGAGGAAGGAGAGGGCCCCCAGAGUGCCACCAGCCAUGGACUGGGACAAUCCGGCAAUCUUCCCUGAUGACGACAGUGGUCGGCUGCUGAGGGACCAAUAUGUGUUGAAUUAUUUUAGUUAGUAUGUGUGCUUUCAAUUUUGGUUAAAUAUGUCCUGCGGUGGCAGAGGAAUUUGGUUUUUUUUGGGUUCGUUUUUUGACGAAUUUGGCCUCUUAUGAUGUUUGUGCGGUAUACUGUGUGUAAUACAAGGCUGCAGGGAGGCUACUGCAUCCAGUCAUUUGUCUGUUCAGUUGAUGUGUAUGGAUUUGUCCUGCAUUUAUUUUAGUGUGCAGACAUGCAGGGUUGUUAUAUACAGACCUUUGAAUGUGUAUGUAUCAUUUUGUAUAAUAUGCUUGGAUUCUGUGCUUUCCAUCUUGUAGAGUCACUGUGACUUCAGUUUCGAAAGGAGCUGAUGGUUUACCUGCUUUGUUUUGUCCUUAUUCAAUAAAGGAACAUAAUGUUA